Molecule: messenger RNA, 4330 nt
Organism: Eriocheir sinensis (Chinese mitten crab)
Lineage: Eukaryota; Metazoa; Arthropoda; Malacostraca; Decapoda; Varunidae
Product: probable G-protein coupled receptor No9
Exons: 5
Coding region: 1436-3322 (628 amino acids)
Biological process (GO): adenylate cyclase-activating adrenergic receptor signaling pathway
Cellular component (GO): membrane
Molecular function (GO): G protein-coupled amine receptor activity
Source: RefSeq, a predicted model, not a curated record
UCUCACCACCGGGCCGGAGGGUCGUGCGGGAUCCCGUCCCAAAGUGAGAGUGACCUUUUGAGAAACUGAUCCUUUCUUGAAAUCGAUAGCAGAACGAGUCGCGAAGAAUGGCUGGGAGCUGGACCAGAUAUCAGUUAGUACAGAUAUAGAAAUGGAACUUAAAACCAAAUUAUUAGCUUGUCAUAAAAAAAAAACGAAUAUAAAAGAAUGCAAAGUGUGUGAAAAUGAAAAGCCUCAGUACAAACUAAGUCGCAGAAAGUAAAACGUCUUCGGCAAGAUGUGAACACAAAUAAGCAAAUCCAAAAAACUGAUUACUGAUUCCCAACUGGCUUUGAAAAACGUGCCACAGAACGCAGGAAAAGCGAAAGAAUGUGAAGAUAACGGACGAAACCGCUGGAGAAAAGACUCUUAAUCAGUCUGACAUACAAAUUCCGUGUAAAAUAUAACAUUGAAAAUAACAUUAUUUAAAAUUUCAGCAAAAUAGAAAAGUGUCUAGAAAAUCUACCAAAAAUCAAUUAAAAACUGAAGCGCUUCAUUCAAACCAAUGUAUCAGACGAGCUUCCCUUUCAUCAAUUUUAUUUUUAACUGAUAACGUGAAGGCAGAACGAACCCUUCCAUUCACCUGUGCAGCUCAACCCACACCUAGCCCCGCCCCACCCCGCCCCGCCCCGCCCCGGCUCACCUUCAGUCGUCCCCUCCGGCAGCCCCCAAGAUGUGUAAGCCAGCCGUACCCACGCCCGCCACGGUUCCCCGGGUCCAGCUCUCACACCGACGCACACCAGCGAGGAAGGAGGAGGAGGAGGGGGAGGAACAGUGAGGGACGUCCAGGCGGGAGGAUCAGGGAGGAUGUGUGUAACGGCGGCGGGCGAGCGAGCGAGGUGCGGCGCAAUGCUAAGGAUGAUAGACAAACGGUUCUCUUGGUCACAGUGAAGUACGGGAGAGCUGCGUGUUUUUAGUGAUGUAAAAACAAGAACAAAAAAUAGAAAAAAAAAUAGCAAAAGGGAAUUCAUGAGUAAGUUUUUAACCCUUGAUCUUGAGUGCGUUUGAAAAAUACAGCUUUACAAAGUGCAAACCUUCUACCUGCAAACUGGAAACUGAGAAGGAAGAGCUCUAUCGUACUAAACGCAAGAACGAUUUAGCCAAGGCCCGAACACUCGACUCUACGAAUUCAACGGAAGCCAAACUCUCGUGAAAGGCCAGGAACACGUGAAGCCGUUUAGCAUAAGCCUGACCCCAGGAGAUGGACCCGGGGGUGGGGGGAGGGCGAGAGGGAGGGGGACAGCUUUAAUCCAGCGAAAUAGAUAGACGAAUAGUCGGAUGGGAAGAUAAGUCAGAUAGAUAGACUGAUAAAGAGAGACAAAGAGAGAGAACAAUGACGUCUCCCUCCGCACCUCCAGCCUCCACGUGACCUCUACGGUGAGACGUCAGCUUCAUCAUGAUGUCAGGGUCGGAGGUCACCUUGGAGGUCACAGUGCCUCCAUCCGACUUUAGUCUGGACCUUAUCCUGACGUCCUCGCCCUCGCCCUCCACCUCCUCGGGCACACUACCUCCCUACCUCACCAUGGAGGCUGCUAACGGUAGCCAAUCAGGGAACUGCUCGGAGCACCUCAGCCACUUCACCUGGACCAACCACAAGCUGGCCUCGAUCAUCAUCCUGGUGGUGAUCAACGCGCUGGUGCUCGCCGGGAACACCCUAGUCAUCCUGGCCGUGUUCCUCUCCAGCAAGCUGCGCACCGUCACCAACCUCUUCAUCGUGUCCCUAGCAGUGUCUGACCUCCUGCUGGGGGUGAGCGUGCUGCCCUUUAGCAUGGCCUACACCGUGUUCGAGUCGUGGGUGUUCAUGGCGGCGUGGUGCUCCAUGUGGCAGGCCAUCGACGUGUGGCUCUCCACCGCCUCUAUCCUCAACCUAGUGGUCAUCAGCCUGGACAGGUACGUGGCGGUGACGAGGCCGGUGUCGUACCCGUCACGAAUGACCCACGUGCGUGCCAAGGUGCUCAUCGCGCUGGUGUGGGUCAUCUCGUUCCUCAUCUGCUUGCCGCCGUUGGUGGGCUGGACGGGCUCUGAACGAGCCCAGACGGUGGUAAUUGAGCCCGACUGUACCCGCAGCUGCUCCCUCAACGACGACCCGUGGUACGUGGUGUAUUCGGCGUGCGGCUCCUUCUUCCUGCCAGCACUGGUUAUGCUCUUCUUCUACUGGAAGAUUUACUGCGCCGCCGCCGAGACCACGCGCGCCAUCAACCAGGGCUUCCGCACCACCAAGAACAAGCGCAUCCUUGGCAGUCGAUUCCAGGAAGAACGGCUAACCCUCAGGAUACAUCGUGGCCGCAAUUCUGUGCAGGAGCGGCACCACCGUGGUGGAUCCGACCGUCGCUACAACAACGGUCACCCCACUGGAGGUGGUGGUGACAGCGUCGUCGAACGUGGUGGUAACAUCAAGAUGAAAACGUUGCGACCACAGCUCUUUAUGAAGCCCAGCCUGGGUGUGCAGCCCGACGUGACCCGCAUGGGGGAGCGUUGUGACCUGUGCCACGAUGAGUGCACUGAUCAUGCUCCAACCACUGAUCCUGACGCCUGCAAUGCUCUUAAUACGAACUCCUCCAAGGAGGACAAUGCUCCUGCUGGGAAGCAACAACACCAACAUCAUCAUCAGCAGGAACAACAACAACAACAACAACAACAACAACAAAAACAAGAACAAGAAAAUAAAGAAAAUGAACAAAAACAAGAAAAAGAGGACCAAAAGCGCCAACAGAAACAUAACCAAAUACACAAAAAGCAGCAACGAAAACACAAACAGAGCUCUCCUGCUCCUAACAACACCCUCGCCCUGCCCAACGAGCUGCAGGUGCCAGACAGAUUUGCGGGGCAGGAGGGCGCCACCUCGCCUCCGGCGCCACCUAGGACGGGACGAGGCCGCCCCACUGGCACCUCAAGGAUGGGUCGGCGAAACAUCAAGCUGCAGGUGAAACGCUUCCGCAUGGAGACGAAGGCGGCCAAGACACUGGGAGUGAUCGUGGGCGUGUUCACUCUAUGCUGGCUGCCCUUCUUCACCAUGUACCUGGUCCGCGGGGUGUGUGCCGCCUGUGCUAUCAAUGAGCUACUCUUUGAGGUCCUGUUUUGGCUUGGAUACUGCAAUUCUGCCAUCAACCCUUUCAUCUACGCCCUUUUUAGUAAGGACUUCCGGUUCGCCUUCAAGAGUAUCCUGUGCCGGUGCGUGUGUCGGCGGGAGAUCCGGCCGCCGCGCCCCGCCCACCACGCCUCCAUCUACAUCCCUUCCUUCGACCGCGACAACGACAGCGAUGAGGACUUCCCCAAGCACUAGUGCGGCCGCCCGCCGCGCGCACAGAAACAGUGAUUAUCUUACACGUGUUCAGACCGAGUGACCGACCGACGGACCGACAACUGAACAAACUCAUGCUCAGGACCCAACCACUGGCUCUCUUUUAAAUCUCUUAAGAUGACACUUUUUCCAUUUCAAGAUAUUCAAAAGAUUUUGGUCACUGAAUUUGUUAUACAGAAAAAACUAAAAAAAACAAACUUAUUUUAAAGUUGGAAAAUCACUGAGAGUUCAAGGAAAUUUAAACCUAUUCUCAAUAGCAAACACUGUAAUAGGAAUACACACACACACACACACACACACACACACACACACACACACACACACACACACACACAAACAAACAAACACAAACACAUACUCACGAAUCAAUGAAACCCUUUUAAAUAAAGGGGUCUAGGAGAGAUUGCCAGGAAGUGUCAGUUUAUGGGGGAAAGGCUUGGCACUUCGAGGUCCCUGCGACGCCCGCCGCAGGGAGGGUCACCUUACCGACGCAAGGAGCACUUCAUCCCUAACAUGACAGGGCGUGUGCUGAGGGAGGCGCUGACGCACAAGUGUUCACACCAUUGUAUGUUCUCUUCAGUCAUUUUUAUAAAUCCCGAGAAAAUUAGAAUAUGACUGUUCCGCCGAGGUGAGAAGAUAGUAUUUCAUGGGUGAUCAUUUUGCCGAAGCUUCUCGCUUGUUUGGGCCACUCCGGCACAUGUUGUAUCGACAGAGACGAUGGUAACCUAAGGCCGAAGCUCGCAAGGCUUGCCGAGCGAGCGCUGAGGAAGGGAAGAGGAGCGAGGAGAGAGCAAGUAGUGUUCUGCUCUCCCUCCCUUGUGUCCUUACAUCUGUGAUGCUUUGCGACUAACAUCAAAAUAUUGCGCUUUGUGUUAUAUUUUGUAUGCUGGUACUCAAGAAACAUUAUGACAAGAUAUUUAAAUAUACAUGAAUUACUAUAAUGUAAGAUAUGAGAAAAACACUAUAGAGAUAUUAGGUAAUAUAUAUAUA